Molecule: messenger RNA, 4330 nt
Organism: Oncorhynchus masou masou (cherry salmon)
Lineage: Eukaryota; Metazoa; Chordata; Actinopteri; Salmoniformes; Salmonidae
Product: cysteine/serine-rich nuclear protein 3-like
Exons: 5
Coding region: 12-1805 (597 amino acids)
Biological process (GO): regulation of transcription by RNA polymerase II
Cellular component (GO): nucleus
Molecular function (GO): DNA-binding transcription factor activity, RNA polymerase II-specific; sequence-specific DNA binding
Source: RefSeq, a predicted model, not a curated record
CCUACGGCAGGAUGAGUGGGAUCCUGAAGAGGAAGUUUGAGGAGGUGGAGGUGGACAGCCCCUCCCCCUGCCUCUCUCUCCGGGGUUCCGAUGACGAGGUCUCUGCCGGCAGCGACAGCGGGAACAGCAGCGAUAGCGUCAACCCAGGCACUUCCACCCCCGUCGCCCCCUCCUCUAUCUUGAGGUGUGAGAAGCGUCUGCGGGUACGCAAUGUGCACUUUGAGAGCGUGACGGUGUACUACUUCAGCCGGUGCCAGGGCUUCACUAGUGUGCCCACGCAGGGUGGCAGCACCCUGGGCAUGUCCACACGCCACAGCUGGGUGCAGCGCUACACCCUGGGGGAGUUCGCCGUGGAGCAGGAGAGAAGCCACCGAGACAUGCUGCGAGACCACCUCAAAGAGGAGAAACUCAACUCCAUCAAACUCAAGCUGACCAAUAAUGGCACUGUGGAGUCGGACGAGGCCGAGUCACUGACCUUGGACGACAUCUCAGAGGACGACAUCGACCUGGACAACACGGAGGUGGACGAGUACUUCUUCCUGCAGCCGAUGACCACCAGGCGGCGCCGCGCUCUCCUCCGGGCGUCUGGGGUGCGACGCAUUGACGUGGAGGAGAAGCACGAGCUGCGGGCCAUCCGGGUGUCCCGGGAGGAGUGCGGCUGUGACUGCAGGGGGCUGUGCAACCCCGCGACCUGCGCUUGCAGCCUGGCCGGCAUCAAGUGCCAGGUAGAUCGCAUGUCAUUCCCGUGCGGCUGCAGCAAGGAGGGCUGCAGUAACAGCACAGGCCGUGUCGAGUUCAACCCCAUCCGUGUUCGCACCCACUUCCUGCACACCAUCAUGAAGCUGGAGCUGGAAAAGAGCCACGAGCAACAACAACUACAGGUCACCAUUGGUUACCACGGAGAACUACCAGUCAGCGUCCCUAUCCAGCCUGCUCUGCAGUACCCCCUGAUGUCUGACAACAUCCCAGUCCCGCAGGCUCCCAUCAUGCACCUGCCGAGUGCCAGCGACGUGGAGCAGCAUCUAGAAGAGGAAGUGGACGAAGAUGAGGAAGAUGAUGAGGAGGAGGAUGAUGACGAUGGUAGUAGUUUAUGUAGUGGCCUCUCGGACUGCAGCACCGACAGCCUGCACACUAGUGACUCUGAGGAGGAGGAAGAUGACUGUGAGUCUAUGGAGGAGGGGGUGAGUGGACCCGCAGUCUCUCACACAGAGGUGGUCCCUCUCUCCUCUGUGUUGGGUUACAGUGAUGGCACACAGACCAACACCAACCGCGCUAACCCCAACUCAUACUACCACAACCCUUCAUCAGGCUACUACCAGAUGGACAACUCAGCCAAGCUGAACCCCACACCAAAAUCCCCUUGUGAAGCUCCCUCACUCCGCCUCUCACUCCUCAACAGGGAGGGGGCCACCGAUGGCCCCACGGUCGUGUCACAGGAGCAGCCUAAAACCACCUCCGAGCCGCACACAGACCACCUCAGCCAGAUAGAGGGACUGUAUAUGCAUUUCCCCCACACUGACAAAGCACCAGCAGCCAACGCCUGUUCCUCAGCCCUGCAGCAGAGCAACACUCCCCACAGUGGGGAGACUAGUACACUACACCAUGAGCAGCCCUAUCAGACACAGACAGACAUGAACGGUAAUGAUAUUACACUUUCACUGAAGAAUAGCACACGGUCUGAGGUAUCUGUGGGGACGAAGGAGCAGCAAAGCCAAGGGUCUUUCAACGGGCUCGCUGAGGCGUCCUCUCUCCUGCCUGAGAAUGAAAGGGAUCCACCCAUUCUAGAGACUAACACUAGUCACUAGCAGUGUCAGGUAGACUUGUGGCGAGUUCAAUGAAACUGGUUAGUGUGAUAAGUCAAAUAAGCAUUCCUUUGCAGCAAAUUUGCACAUUCGGAUUAAUGUGCUGACCAACUUAAUUAAAGGGAUACUUCAGGAUGUUGGCAAUGAUCGCCUUCUCCAGAUCCAGAUGAACUUGUGGAUACCAUUUUUAUGUCUCUGCGUGUAGUUUAACUAGCGUUAGCGCAAUUGCUAACUAGAGUUAGCGCAAUGACUGGAAGUCUAUGGAAGCCAGAUGUUAGCUGUGACCAUAGACUACCAGUCAUUGCACUAACACUAGUGAGCAUUGGCUUGCAAACCUACCUCUAACUUCCUUCGUACUGGGAUGAAGGAUGCAGAGACAUAAAAAUGGUAUCCUUGAGUUCAUCGGACUGGGACUGGGGAAGUAGAUAAUGGGCUUCAUUGCCAAAAUCCUGAAGUAUCCCUUUACUAGUGAAACUACAUGAUGUCAGUAUCAAUUCAUUUUCUGCACAGGAAUAAUGCUGUUAUUGACCUAUCCUAGAAACCGAGUCGCCAGUUUGAUUGAAUAGAACCUGAAGGACAAUGUUUGUUGUUUUUAACUCCUGAUGAAUGUACCUUUUUAAAGUGAACGAUUAGGUUUCAACGGCAAGUUGUGGGGUUGUUCCUCAGAAGGAUCUUUGCACAUUAUUGCGCACACAGUUUCCAUGUCCUGGUUCUGAAUGUCUAACCUCUAAUGGACAAUGACUAUGAAAUAGUUAGAAUUAAACAAAAUGAUUCCUUGUCGAAUGGGAAAAUGAGAAGAUAAUCACAUUUUAGUUAAACGAAUGAACAAAGAUAGACGGUAGUGCUCGGACGAUAUCAGCAACGCGAUACUUGUUAGUCGCGUGGCAAUGAAACAAAACAUGAUGGCGGCUUUAACUUCUUUAGGAAAACAGCUAUGUUGAAAAUAAACAUUGCUCACAGUAUUUCUAUAUAGCAGGUUUUUAAAAGACCGAAGAGUUUUUUUCUGCUUCAUGUUUAAAUUUUUGCCAUGGAAAAAAGUAUUGCAGUACUGAUAUCGUCACAGCCUUGGUAGAUUUGAUUUGAGCUUUUAUAUGGAGUCAACUGGAAAAUGUAUAUAGCUGCAGUUAACUUAUGACUAUACUAAGUUUAUGUAUAUUUAAUGUGCGUUUUGAUAAUGAGAGCAUGCUGUUGUUAGUACUGAUGACAAAUCAACACGAUCUUGAGGUACUACUAUUAUUAAGCGUUGGUCUCUUGCUGACUUGUGUUGUCUCAUAGAUGUUGAAUACUUUUGCAUGUAUUUUGUUGAAAGGAAAAACACCCUGUUUAAAAAUGAACAUUUUGUUAAAUAUAUAUAUGCAGUGAGAAUGUCAAAAGGAAACAAAUUUGUUUCAAUUUGUAAGUCGCUCUGGAUAAGAGCGUCUGCCAGAUGACUUAAAUGUAAUGUAAAUGUACUUUACAUUAGAUUGGACAGUUAGAUUGGACAAUCCUCCAAGAUACUGUAGUUAGAGCCACAGACUUAUAACCAUCUCUAGUCUUACCACUACAUUUAGGUCCAUUUUCAAUUGGACCAUGAAACUUGGAAAAUGUACGUCGUUUGAAAUCGUUUUAUACAUCUUGCUUUAAUUUCAUGAGACAAGCUAUAUUUUCAGUGCUGCUAUUUUGAUUUGUUAUCGAGCUUUAUUGUCAGAGGACACUGCAGGUGUAUAACAGUGCAGGGAGAACCUUGCGAGCUCUUUCCCAAAAAUGCGUAAUAAUGGUUGUAAUGCAGAUAAAUAAAAACAGGUGAAAUGUGACAGAAGGAUAGAGUUAUAUAACAUUGUUAUAUACAGGUCAGUACAGUACCAGUACUGUUAUUACAGUGUGCAGGGGGUACUGGAGGGAUUGAGGAAGGAAUGGACCUACUCCAUCACGACAUGUUCUUUUUCUCCACUUGCUUUUCUCUAUGUAUCCAGUCUCUUCAUCUAGCCCCUUUAUGGUUCUCCUCGCUCUCUCUCUCACUCUCUCACGCUCUCUUGCCCUCAUGACCUCUCUCUCCUCUCGCCCAUCCUGUGACAUCAUAUCACAUCAGCCAAUGAGGGUGCCAAAGCAUUCAUGUUCAGGUGAUCUAUAGUGAAGUAAGCUACCAGUCUGUACCCAUCUCUGCUAUUCUGCUGUAGAUAUGAUUUGGUAGUCUAUAUUGUGGUCAAUGUGAAAAUGGGUAUUUAUUGUGGUUUAUUCCCGCAGCAGUCUGUUGUGUCAUGAAGGCCUUGAAGUGCACAGAGCUCAUGUUGUUUUUGGCUUUGUCCCAAAUGGCACCUUAUUCCCUUUAUAGUGCACUUCUUUUUAACAAGGAAGUAGUACCCUUAUAGGGUAUUUGGGACACAGACUUCCUGUUCGGGUUUAGUUUUGUUCCAGAAUGUCUCUUUGUUUAUCAAGACUGCCUAGAACUGGGGGCCAAAAAUAGAUUUUCUCUGUUUGUCUCUUCUUUUUUACACCACCAUUUGUUCCUUUUUUCACAAACAUCAGACUUUGAGAAUAAAUAACCAAUG